Messenger RNA from Patiria miniata (bat star), 2385 nucleotides. RefSeq lists its product as uncharacterized. Lineage: Eukaryota; Metazoa; Echinodermata; Asteroidea; Valvatida; Asterinidae. The record is from RefSeq and is a predicted model, not a curated record. The transcript is spliced from 17 exons. Bases 141 to 1574 code for a protein of 477 amino acids.
UUCUUAUUGCCAAAGAUGUGGAGCCAGCAGAGUGCAGGCUUGACUUGAGAAGCAUCGGAUAAGUGCACUUUUUUAGGAAGAAUAAUUCCACAAGGAGAUUGGUGCCAUAUUGCUAUAUUUAAACCAAUGUAAUUGCCAAGAUGUCGAGCCAGCAGAGAGUGCAGGCUUACCUCGAGAAACAUCGGAUAAGCGCACUUUUUGAGGAUUUGAUGGCCAGGUUGAUCAAGCAUCUCCCAAAUGAACCCAUCCCGUAUCUCUUGAAAGUUCUACAACGCUUUGACGAGAAGACCCCUAAACCGCCUGACUUGUCAGCCUCCAUGCCAGCCAUGAAGAAAUCUAGCAGCUUAGAUCUGGGAGGAAAGAGUAAAACUACGUCCGGCUGGACAGCAGCUUCUGAUCCUGCGUUAACAGGGAUGGGUGAGGAUAGGGGAUAUGAAAGACCAUGGGUCCAUCAUAUGAAGAAACUCAAAGGCAGACCGGACGAGACUGAGCCACAAGUCCGUAGAUCUAAGAAGAUGGAUUCCACCGGUAAGAAGCGCACGCCAACCUCCGAGGCAGACCUGGAGCAAAUCUUUAAGAAAGAGCAACACAAAGGCAAGACCGUCUCAUUUCAGUCAGGUGCUAAACAGUGGGCAGCAUCUGGGGACGAGGAUUCUCCUCUGGCCCCAAGACGAAACGGGACGAUUGCUGCAGAAGAGAAAGAAGCUGAGUUACUCCAAGAAGAAAUGUCGGCUGCUAAACUACAGAAGAAAUAUAGUAAGACUGAGCCAACGCGGAAAACUGCACCAUCCAGUAAUGAACUGAAAGAGCUUCGUCAGAAACCUGGCGAGAAAGCCAAGAAACACAAGAAGGAACUGGCUGAGAUGGCUGCUGCUCAACGCAAGGUGGAGACACUCGGUUACUUGGACAGCGGAGAGGAGCCUACUGACCCUGAUCAGGCGGGAUAUGAAGAGGCUACAGAUCUACUGGAGGAUAUGGAUGAUUUAGCCUUUGAGGGAGUAACUAACGCCAAGUCUUCAGGAAAGAGAGUCAGCAAGUCCAUGAGACGGCGUGCCCCGCCACCUGAACCAGAGGUCAAGGUGGCAAUCUGCAGUAAAUGUGCAAGACUUGUUGGUAGCGAUGAUGUAAGCACGGCAGGUGGCAAUGCUUAUGGCAAGUAUGGAGCCUUUGAUAGUUUGAGUGACGUCACUGCUGGGGAGUACGGAGGAACAUUCAGUGCACCUGUCACUAGCGAUGAUGACUUCGAGAGUGCUUCUCAAGUUGUUGGACCGAGACAUCCAGUUUGGGUGGAGUCUAAAAACGGAGCCUCCCCCACCCGGCCUGGCAGCACAGGACUUAGAAGCUCCAUGGUUCACGAUAGUAGCCGGGAGUUGUUCAGCGGCUCAAGUCAGGAAGCAGGUGAUAGCGCUGGAACGCACAGAGUUGAUUCGUCGCUGGUUGGUCAGGCAUGGGGGGCAAAGACGUAUCGCUCACAGACAGAGGCUUCUCCUCGUCAGGUUGUUCAUUCUGAUUCUCUAUUGGACAAAGGUAGAUCCUGGCAGCAACCAUCAUCUGACGAAGACUCUGGCUUCUAGGCAGUUAAACUCUAAUCACUGUAAUGGAAGAGUUUAUCUUGAAAUUUCAAAAAUUACCAAUUUUUGCAUAUGAUGACAAUCUCUUAUACCUGAAUGUACAUAUUAUCCCAGUGCAAUGAAGGUACAUGUACUUACAAACAAUUACACACACAAAAACAGUUUGUAGAAGGUUUUUCAUGAAUCGGUUUGUGAAUGACAGCAAAGUGAAACUAUUUUUAAUCCACUACAGAAGAUGUGGUAGUCUUGAAGUUUCUUGUGUUUUUUUUUAAAGAUAUUAUUUAUCUGAAUGUCGUAAAGUACAUGUAUUACCUUACUUUAACUUCAUCUUUUUUAUACAAUGACUAGAGUAUCAUGAGUCAAAACAUGAUAAACUUGAAAACCUUGCUGCUGUAAAAUAAGGAAAAGACUAAGUAAAGAUUUUAAUUUAAUUGUAAAUAUUGCCUUUGUUUUUUUCUUGGAUCGUUGAAUAGAUCUCGCAUGUGUGUCACACUGUGUGUAAAGUACUUAGGCAUCAGACUGUUGCAUGUUGUACAGAAAACUGAAGAUAAGUGCCAAGUAAAAUGCCAAGUAGAUUAAGCAAUACUUUUAGCUGUUGUUUUUCAAGUACUGUGUAUCCAAUUUCUGCUCUUGUUUGUGCUAAAAACCUCAAGGAAGAACAGUGAAUUUCAUUUUAUGUUGGCCUGCACAAUUUUAGAUCUUUCUCAAAUAAACUUAAUCAGAUACAGAUUAAAUUUGUUUUGGAAUUUAUCUUUCCGGGAAUUUUUUUAAUGUGAUAAAAAUUAAACUGCUAUUGACAGAAUGUAUAGAAAUG